Molecule: messenger RNA, 612 nt
Organism: Haliotis rufescens (red abalone)
Lineage: Eukaryota; Metazoa; Mollusca; Gastropoda; Lepetellida; Haliotidae
Product: flocculation protein FLO11-like
Exons: 1
Coding region: 1-612 (203 amino acids)
Source: RefSeq, a predicted model, not a curated record
AUGGACAAUGCACUAUUGCCUGCCCAGUCCCUUAUUAUCAUGUACAAUGCACCAUUGCCUGUCAAGUCCUUUAUUAUCGUGGACAAUGCACCAUUGCCUGUCAAGUCCUUUAUUAUCAUGGACAAUGCACCAUUGCCUGCCCAGUCCAUUAUUAUCAAGGACAAUGCACCAUUGCCUGUCAAGUCCCUUAUUAUCAUGGACAAUGCACCAUUGCCUGUCGAGUCCCUUAUUAUCAUGGACAAUGCACCAAUGCCUGUCAAGUCCCUUAUUAUCAUGGACAAUGCACCAAUGCCUGUCAAGUCCCUUAUUAUCACGCACAAUGCACCAUUGCCUGUCAAGUCCCUUAUUAUCGUGGACAAUGCACCAUUGCCUGUCAAGUCCUUUAUUAUCGUGUACAAUGCACCAUUGCCUGCCAAGUCCCUUAUUAUCAUGGACAAUGCACCACUGCCUGUCAAUUCCUUUAUUAUCGUGGACAAUGCACCAUUGCCUGUCAAGUCGUUUAUUAUCACGGACAAUGCACCAUUGCCUGUCAAGUCGUUUAUUAUCACGGACAAUGCACCAUUGCCUGCACAGUCCCUUAUUAUCGUGGACAAUGCACCAUUGCCUGCCUAG